Messenger RNA from Eucalyptus grandis, 1664 nucleotides. Its product is annotated as E3 ubiquitin-protein ligase RING1-like. Lineage: Eukaryota; Viridiplantae; Streptophyta; Magnoliopsida; Myrtales; Myrtaceae. Gene Ontology annotation, molecular function: ubiquitin protein ligase activity. Gene Ontology annotation, biological process: protein ubiquitination. The transcript is spliced from 3 exons. The record is from RefSeq and is a predicted model, not a curated record. Gene Ontology annotation, cellular component: cytoplasm. Bases 133 to 1272 code for a protein of 379 amino acids.
ACACACCUCCUCCCCUCCCGUCCUCGUCCCCUCUUCUCACCGGCGCGUCGUCAUCCGUUCCGAUAUUUAUCCCUCCCCGUCCGAAGCAGGCGCCCUUUCUCUCUCUACAAUUCCCCUCCUUUCUCUCUCCUCAUGGCAUCCUCUGGCGGCAGGACCGGCGCCGGCGCCGGCUUCGGCGGCGGCCCGCAGCUCUAUUAUUGUCACCAGUGCAGAAGUACGGUCUCGAUCAACCGCUCCCCGACCGCCGAUCUCGUCUGCCCCGACUGCAACGGCGAAUUCUUAGAGGAGUCCGAGAGCCCCGACGUCAGCCCCAUGCUCCCCCCCUUCUUCCCCUUCGAGAACUUCGGCAGCGGCGGCUCCGCCGGGUCGGGGUCGGGGUCGGGCGGCGGCAUGAGUUUCAGCUCCGGCGCCGGACUCCCUGGGGGCGGGGGGAUGGACGAUUUCUCGGCGCUCUUCGGGGGCGCCUCCGCCUUCGGCGACGGCGGCGGCAACAGCAACAAUCCGGACGCGUUCAACCCCCUCCUCUUCCUCAACAACUACUUCCAAACCCUAAGAGCCGGCGGCGCCAACAUUCAGUUCGUCAUUGACAACAAUACCGGCGGCGACAGCGGCGGCUCCUUCCGCUUCCCCGGGAACAUCAACCUAGGCGACUACUUUAUUGGCUCCAAUCUCGAGCAACUAAUCCAGCAACUCGCGGAGAACGAUCCCAAUCGCUACGGCACGCCCCCUGCGUCGAAGACCGCAAUUAAUGGGCUUCCGGUUGUCAAGAUCGACGAGGAAUCGCUCGCCUCAGACAAUUCGCAGUGUGCGGUCUGUAAGGACACGUUUGAGCUUGGUGAGGAGGCAAAGCAAAUGCCUUGUAAGCAUAUAUACCAUUCUGAUUGCAUUUUGCCCUGGUUGGAAUUGCACAAUUCUUGCCCUGUUUGUAGACAUGAAUUACCCACUGAUGAUCCUGAUUAUGAGCAAAGGAAUAGGGGUCCCCAGGCCCAGCAAGUUCUUGGUGGUCGGACCCAAACCGAUGUGUCUAGUGACUUGUCCGGUGCUCCUGCGUCUGGAGACAGUUCUCAGACGCCACAGACAAUGGAGCGGCGAUUCAGGAUUUCGUUGCCACUUCCAUGGCCGUUCAACAGGACAUUUGGUUCUCCUGCAGAGACAAGUGAUAGUGGCAGUGGGAGUGGUAACAAUAAUGGAAACAACGAUGGGAAUUCAAAUACUGGGGGUGGCGCAAAUCGGAACUUUGAAUCGGAAACCAGACAGGAAGAUCUUGAUUGAGAACCUGUGGGUGCUGGUCAUCAAAGAACGAGGAAGCUUCUUUGGCAGGGGGAAUUUAGCUUUGAACCUGUCACUAUUCCGUAAUUUAAAAGCCCCUCCAGGUGAGAGGUGUAUCGAAUACAUUCAUAGGCGAACCACUAUCUUCAUCAGAAUGUUGGGAGAUAAUUUUUUGUUAUCCUGUUGAUAUACUAUACUUUUGUUCGAGUGUCAUUUGUUUCUAGUAGUAUGAUGUUUCUCAUCUGGGAAAAUGUAUACCCUAGCAUAUGUAUGUUUAACGUGUCCUUUUUAUUCAAGCUAAUUACUGUCUUGAAAAGGAUUUGCUCCUGUUGGAACUCUCUUUUUGCUUUCUCCUGGCGCAAUAAUCGAAAGAGUUCCUGAGAAAGGCAUUCACA